GUACCGACAUGCAGAGUUCCGGACUCGCAUGGUGUGACUCGCUCUUGGUGCGCCGCACUUGCGGCUCAAGGGGCCGCCGAACCACCACUCGUAUUGGGGGGGGCCAUGGAUGAGAAGGAUUCGCGGAUUGAAAGCAUGGGACGCGCACGAUCUCCGACAGUUUUGGAGAUGGAUAUCUUCCUGGCCAUCCGGGAUCCCACUUGCUCCUAUUGCUUCGAGCGCUACAGUCGCAUCGCAGGGAUCGACAACAUCGAGGUCAUUGACUUCAAGACCGAUCUUCGCCCAAGUUUGGAGAACUUCCGGGCGCGGAACCUGCACAGGCCUUUGCUGGUGGUGGUUGGGGAGACACAUCGCUUGGCCGAGAUAAAGGAUCUGCCCUUGACUGGCCGCGCGCCUUUUGUCGUCGACGCCACGGGGAAAGGUCCACAGGACCCAGUGGCACAGGCCACCUUGGUCGCGUCAUGUACACAGCAGGAAUUCGAGGAAGUUCUUCUCCGCUGUGUCAGCGAUUGGGCCAAGCUUUUUGGAUACCCGGCUUGGUUGCCAUCCAGGUGGGAAGUCGCUCCGGUAACCCGAACCAAAAGCCGCGGUUACAACCUGAGCAGCGGGCUGUGGUCCAUUCAUGAGGACCUUGAGCCUGGAACGUCGGAGCUGUCGCCCAAGAAGGACAUCACUACCAGUCAGGCCUCGCGAUCGACCACGGCAGACGGGCCUCAUGAGGGAUCGUUGAGUGAGUGAUGGCGGCGAAGGAUUUGGUGGUGAGUGCUGAAAGGCACCGUGGCAUGUUCCCGCGAAGGCGCCCACGGCGCGACGGCCAGCAAACCGGUUUCAUCUGGUUUCACUGUGCCACCCCUCGGUGUUCAGUGUCGAAGUGGCCCG
This is a messenger RNA of Durusdinium trenchii, 879 nucleotides long. NCBI's taxonomy places the organism in Eukaryota, Dinophyceae, Suessiales, Symbiodiniaceae. The record is from the annotation of a GenBank genome assembly.